AUGACACGAUCAAAGGUACCCGAAGUACGCAUCGUCGAAGUCGGUCCUAGGGACGGACUGCAGAGUAUUAAAAAAACCGUUCCGACGGAGAUAAAAAUCGAGCUGAUUCAGCGACUUCGCCGGGCUCGGCUGCGCAGUAUUGAGCUUACUUCCGUCGUGUCUACGCGCAAAGUGCCGCAGUUAGCGGAUUGUCAGGAGAUAUUGACUAGUCCCUCAAUCAAAGAUCUUAUGAAAGAUUCUGAGGCAAAUGGUCUUCGUUGGCCGGUUCUCACUCCUAAUUUGAAAGGGCUGGAAAUUGCGUUAUCGAGAGGUGUCAAGGAAGUAGCCGUCUUCAUCAGCGCGACAGAAGGGUUUAGUCAGGCGAAUAUCAACUGCUCUGUUGAGCAGGGAAUUGGAAAAGCGCAAGAAGUUGCUCAGAAGGCACUCGAAGCUGGUAUUGCUGUGAGAGGAUAUGUAUCAUGCAUCUUCGUGGAUCCAUAUGAUGGCCCAACCAAACCAUCCAGCGUUCUGCGCUGUGUUCAAAGACUGCUGGAAAUGGGCUGCUACGAAGUGAGCCUAGGUGAUACAACAGGGGCUGGCACACCCGCCAAAGUAGCUACUCUGAUCAGGUAUCUCGAGAAAAACGGCAUACCUCUCAACUGCCUAGCCGGUCACUUUCACGAUACCUAUGGUCAAGCAGUAGCAAAUGUACUACAGGCUUAUAUCUGUGGUAUCAGGGUAUUCGAUGCUAGCGUCGGGGGUCUCGGAGGGUGUCCUUUUGCCCCCGGCGCGAAGGGAAAUGUGGCGACGGAGGAUGUGGUUCUUAUGUUUCAAAAUGCAGGAAUCCAAACUGGAAUAAACCUGACGGAAUUGGUUGCGACGGGUAAUUGGAUAAACCAGCAGGUCAAAGGAUGCUUGGAGAGCCUCCGAAGUGGCUACUCCUCAGAUACUCUCAACGUCCUCCAGAAGGAAUCGCAACCAAGAGAAAAGGAGUUACGGCUACCAAGUUUUCGACCAAUUUCAAUGAAGCACAUGAAAGCAUCUCUUACGCGAGUCAAACACGCUGAAAAGAUUCGCUUCCUUCAGAGCGAAGGUGGUGAUUUGAAGAUCAUUCUGAAUCGGCCGAAUAAGGGUAACAUGCUCACUACGCCUAUGAUUACACAGAUGAUCAAAUGUUUGAAAACAUACCACGGCAACUCCUCGGUGACUCGUGUCAUAAUAACAGGGGCCGGAUCAUAUUUCUGUGCCGGUAUUGAUCUUAAACGCGAACGUUCCAAGAACAGUGCCUACAAGGAGGCAGCAGUAGCAGAGAGAAAUAACGCCAUUGAUCUUUUGGUACAACUUUUCGAGAUAAUCGACCAGUACCCCAAACCAGUGAUUGCAUGCUUGAACGGACAUGCCUGCGGCGCCGGUGUAGCUCUCGCAUUUGCUUGUGAUGAGCGCAUCAUGAUUCAGACCGCAACCAUCAACCUAGUUCCAAAGAAAGAGAAAAACAUGUUAUCCGAUUUGCUGACUCGAUACUUUUCUUCAGCGACAACAAAAGAAGCUGAGGAAUGGCCUGGGAAAUUGUCAGCUCGGCCCAUAUCUGGCUCCGAGCUACAGAUUCUAGGCCUGGUCACCGAGAUUGCGGAGGGUAAGAAGGAUAUGCAGACAAAGCUAGAUAGCUAUCUGUGCGUUAAAGACACACCUGGAAGGAGAUUUGGAUCUGUGACGAAGUUAUGA
Messenger RNA from Talaromyces amestolkiae, 1701 nucleotides. RefSeq lists its product as uncharacterized. The coding region runs from base 1 to 1701 and encodes 566 amino acids. Gene Ontology annotation, biological process: ketone body biosynthetic process; L-leucine catabolic process. Lineage: Eukaryota; Fungi; Ascomycota; Eurotiomycetes; Eurotiales; Trichocomaceae. The record is from RefSeq and is a predicted model, not a curated record. Gene Ontology annotation, molecular function: hydroxymethylglutaryl-CoA lyase activity. The transcript has 2 exons.